AUGAUUGACUCACAAGCCGACGACGAGCCAGUCAUCCAGGAGUUUUUAGAGAAUUUUAAAAACAGGAGCUCGCCUCUAUGGCGGCAAGGAUGCGUUGGCUCCGACAAUGAUGUGGAGAAGGACAGCGAUGACAGCAAAUACGUAACGCGAAAGACACUCGAAGAUUGGCUUACGGCGCAGAAAGUCGAGUCGUUGCUAAAAGCAGUCAUCAAAGAAUCAAACGGCCCUCGGCCCUCAGCGGAGAACAUUUGGAGACUAUACUUGCGACCUUUUGCAAUCCUACUGUGCCUUUUCUCCCGCGCCCAAUGGGGCUUCUGCCCUGUCGCUUUCUACUUCGAUAUGGACGAACGGCUCCCAACCUCCCUCAUCCUCCCAAUAUCUUCUAAGCAGCAGCUGGAAGAGAGUGGGAGCUCAAUCACGUACAAGAUCUCCGUAGACAAGGAGCUCGACACUUUAGUGACAGGCGCUGGUCAGGACAUUGUCUCGGAAAAUGGCCCCUACAAUACCUACGUCCUAAAGACAUAUCGAACAAGGGAUGCCUCCAAGUAUUACGACAACGAAUGCAAUGCCUUCCGUCGCCUGCGGCAUGGCAACAAGCCCUAUGUAAACAUUAUUGCAUUCUACGGCGGGUUCGCACGUGAAGGGGUCUUCAAUAUCUUUCUCGAAUACGCGGACCGUGGAAAUCUUGAUGAGUAUAUGCAGAAGACUAGGCGUCCAUCGAGAAUGAAAGAUAGAAUUAUGUUCUGGCACAACUUCCUCGAUGUGGGCCAUGGAAUUUCCGUCGUCCAUGGAUACCGAGAGGAAAUAGAUAAGGAAACAGGCGUCAGAAUACCCCUGGGGUGGCAUCAAGACGUUAAUCCAAGCAAUAUACUCGUCAAGAGUCGGAAAGGCGGAUCAGAUUAUGAUUGCGAUUUCAAACUCGCUGAUCUUGGACUUGCUCAUUUCACUGAUGAUGCUUCGUCUCCAUGGAAUGCCACAGACAAAGACACUUAUGGAACAACAGCAUACGGAGCUCCGGAAACACACAGAGAGAACGACAAGCUUCGGAUGUGCCGCCUCACUGUCCGACAAAGCGUUGACAUCUGGUCAUGGGGCUGCGUGUUAAGUGAAACAGCAACUUGGGUAUGUCAUGGAUGGCAUGCAUUGUUGGACUACCGCAGAAAACGCUCAGAGGAGGUUCUGCUCAAGACGGGCGUCAAAGAAGACAUUUUCCACUCCCACGACGAAGUCCUAUACGCAGUGAGGCAGAUGCACGACGACAUAAUCGAAAAUCGCAUGGUCAAUGACAACACUAUUGAGGAGAUAGUAAAAUUAGUUGAGGAGAUGUUGUUUAUAUCGGAUCUUGACAGACCUGCAUCAAUGUUGCUUUAUAGAAAGUCCAGAAGAAUUGUUGAUGAAUCGAAGCGGCAAAUCGAGGCCAGCCGUACGCAGUCGAACCAGUUCCAUGGAAGACCUGAGACACCUUCAACGAGCCAUCGGAGCCACCAGCUGUCAGAAUCUGGUGCAAGCUCUCGCAGCAAAUCUAACCCGACUGGCUCAAGACCAUCUGGUAUUAAUCAAUCGCCCAUGAAGCUGCACUCCAACGAAGUUCAACACCCGUAUAAAAGCAGCUAUUCGUCGCCGUCGGACGUCUCCUCGGGCUUUUCAAGCACUCAUUCAUUUCACACACCACCAAAUUUCGGGUCACCAGACCAACCAUUACCGUUUCGUCAGCAGAGACGCGCUGACUCUCACCCCCAGGCCACAAAUCAGGCAGCGUCGCUUAUUCACUUUUCAUCAUUGAAUGACCACAACAAUAAGCAUCGCAUGAAUCCCCAUGCUACUGUCUUUGGAAACCAAGAGUCGUCUAAUCCAACAAUCUCGUCGGGAGAGAGUCCUGGUACCGAGCACGAUGAUGUCUUCUCAACUGGCGAAUCCAUCCAUCAAUACGUUCAGGACGACCCCUCGGACUAUGCACCCCAGAUCGGCAUCCACAAUCAAAGCCACAUACACACACAACCACACGAAAAGUCAAUGCAAACACACACUUCCGAUACUAUGGCUCUUCAGAAUGGUCAACCGAGUGAACGCAAGCCAUAUCCAGAAAUGCUUGUUAAAGACGGUCUACAUAUCAAGAGAAGUCGAGAGCGGGGCCAAAAUGUCAAGUUUCCAAAUGAAAAGUUAUUAGAAAGUUUGAAAGUGUUGGAUAAUCGCGAUCACGCAUUCUUCAUCGAUAUUGGGAAGUCAAUGGCUGAACACAGCGCACAAGUCCGAGAAGUCGUUGAACUGCUCUUUUACAUGGUCGAGCACAAGGAUCCAGAUGGGGUGGAUCUAUAUUUCAGCGCCAUCACACCGAAAAGAUUCAAGGUGAAGAACAAGAAACAAAUACUUGAUGCACUUGAUGAUCACCCGAGCGUACGAGAGAAUCCUGAGAUAAGGCAUCGCUUGGCGUCAAUACUGGGGCAUUACAAGACCAAGUUUGGGCAGCGACAGUUGCUUGACAAGGUCACACAUUGGAAUGCUACACCUUCCAGGGGUCCGCGAAAACUGAGUCUUUACGUCCUCACCGACGGCGUUUGGCAGCCCGAUACCGACCUAGUACUUGAAAUUCAAGACAUGGUAGAUCAUCUUGAACAGCACAAGCUGAGGGACAAACAAAUCGGGAUCCAAUUUAUCCAAUUUGGAAAUGAUCCAAUAGGUACCGCGCGACUUCGACAUUUGGACCAAGGAUUGAAUUUGAAACUCGACAUUAUUGACACCACGCCGGCGACCGGCAAUGUCUGGAAGAUGCUACUUGGUGCUAUCAACGACUGGUUCGACAACGACAAGGUCGGAGUCGAGGAGAACGCCGUUGUCGCUCACAUCAACAAUUCACCCCCGCCGCCCUCAGCCUUUACCCAUCACCCUCCCCCACCAUGGUGA
This is a messenger RNA of Bacidia gigantensis, 2901 nucleotides long. RefSeq lists its product as uncharacterized. Gene Ontology annotation, biological process: peptidyl-threonine phosphorylation; peptidyl-serine phosphorylation. Gene Ontology annotation, molecular function: ATP binding; protein serine/threonine kinase activity. The coding region runs from base 1 to 2901 and encodes 966 amino acids. The transcript is spliced from 7 exons. NCBI's taxonomy places the organism in Eukaryota, Fungi, Ascomycota, Lecanoromycetes, Lecanorales, Ramalinaceae. The record is from RefSeq and is a predicted model, not a curated record.